Messenger RNA from Clonostachys rhizophaga, 1659 nucleotides. The record is from the annotation of a GenBank genome assembly. NCBI's taxonomy places the organism in Eukaryota, Fungi, Ascomycota, Sordariomycetes, Hypocreales, Bionectriaceae.
AUGGCAGGCAAAGCCGGCAAGGUGCAGCCGGAAGAUGCGUCGGCAGCCCAGAGAAAGGAGGAAGAAAGCUCCAAGCAGCCCAGCACCGCCAAUGCCCCGCGGCCCUCCAUCAUCAAGGGCGCGUCACUGCUCAUCAUCCUCCAGCUAACAUCCCGCCUCAUCACCUUCGCGGCCAACCAGCUCCUCCUGCGUCUCCUCACCGCACCCCUGCUCGGAUUUUCAGCACAGCUCGAGGUCUACUAUCUGUCCGUCCUCUUCUUCGCACGCGAAAGUCUACGUGUCGCCAUCCAGCGCCAGGGCCCCGCUGUCUCAGCUGACGAGAACAGCAAAGAUGCCGUGCGACGGGAGAGCCAGGCGGUCGUCAACCUGGGCUACAUCGCCGUCGUCCUCGGUGCUGUCGUCAGCCUCGCCCUGGGAAAGAUGUACCUGGGAUCGGCCAGCGAUGACGAUGCGCUGAGCCCCCCGCACCUCGUCACCGCGGUGUGGCUGUACGGCGUCGCCGCCAUGAUCGAGCUCCUCUCCGAGCCCUGCUUCGUGCUCAUGCAAACCAGGCUACAGUUCGGGACCCGAGCCCUCGCCGAAUCGUCAGCCACCUUCCUACGCUGUAUUGUCGUGUUUGGUUCGGCGGUGUGGGCGUCUCGGAAAGGGCUCGACCUUGGUGUCCUGCCAUUUGCUCUCGGCCAGGUCUGCUACGGAGUCGUUCUCGUGCUAGUGUACCUCGUUUCGGGCUACAGGCUCGCCUCCUCCAUCGGGUUCUCGCUGCUACCGACCCCGGCGGUCCGCGGCGAGAAGAAGAAUCCCGAAUUCCUGGGCUCGUACUUUUACAGGCCGACUCUUAGCUUGGCGGGGAGCAUGAUGGCACAGAGCGUCGUCAAGCAUCUCCUCACUCAGGGGGACACCCUGCUCGUCUCCUUCCUCUCGACUCCGAGUGUCCAAGGCGUGUAUGCCCUCGCAAACAACUACGGCGGUCUCCUCGCCCGACUCCUUUUCCAACCGAUCGAGGAGAGCAGCCGUAGCUACUUCUCUCGCCAGCUCGCCUCUGUCACGCCGUCGGGAAAGCAGGCACCCAAGCCAGUCACGGACGCGAGGCAGGGCCUACACACGCUCCUCCGCUUCUACGUUCUCCUAUCCGUGCUUGUGCUCAGCCUGGGUCCGUUCGCCGCGCCCUCCCUGCUCGCCAUCGUCGCAGGCAGACGGUGGGUCGGCUCAGGGGCUGGCGAGGUGCUGGCGGCGUACUGCUUCUACAUCCCCUUCCUGGCGCUGAAUGGCAUCGCAGAAUCGUUUGUUGCGUCCGUCGCUUCGGAGAGGGAGGUGCACAAGCAGUCAUUCUGGAUGGGUGUCUUCACCGUGACCUUUGCGGCGGCUGCCUUCCUGCUGAUGCGCGUGCUCGAGCUUGGCGCCAUCGGGCUCGUCUUCGCCAACGCCAUCAACAUGCUCUGUCGUAUCGUGUGGAGCGGGCUCUUCAUUAAGAGGUACUUCCAGUCUCACAACGUCACCUUCGGGUUCCGGGAACUCGUCCCCGGGACCGCGCUGCUUCUCUCCGCCACCACGUCCUUGGUCAUGUGGAAGCUCCAGAUCGCCGAGGAUCCAGAGCAGCAACCCAUUCUCAAGCUGGCCCGCGUCGUGUCAUUCGCCGUUCCCCUUCUGAUAGCCUUGUAA